UAAGUGAAAAGAGUGAGGACUAUCUCGUCAUUUCGCAAAACAUUUCUUGUCCGGACAAGUAGCAGUUGACGAUGAGUCGCUAACGAGCAAAUAUUUCUCUAUCGACAGAGGAGAGAGACAGAGACACAGAGCUUUCUUUCUCCAGGUCUCCGCUCUUUCUUCGCCCUCUUCGAUCGCUGAAGCUACGCCGUUUUAAUGGCUUUUCAAGGAAAGAAACUCAUCAACAAUCCCAAUGAUGUGGUAACUGAGUUCAUUGAGGGUCUAGCAGAAACAUAUCCUGGCGUGCAGUACUUGGAUGGUUUUCCUGAGGUCAAGGUUGUAUUACGUGCUGAUGUUUCAAGUGCUACAUAUGACAAGGUUGCAGUUAUAUCAGGUGGAGGUAGUGGACAUGAACCUGCACAUGCUGGAUUUGUUGGAGAAGGGAUGCUCACAGCUGCUAUUUGUGGAGAAGUUUUUGCUUCUCCACAAGUUGAUUCAAUUCUUGCUGGUAUUCGAGCUGUAACUGGCCCCAAGGGAUGUAUUUUGAUCGUCAAGAAUUAUACCGGUGAUCGUUUAAAUUUUGGUUUGGCUGCUGAACAAGCAAAAUCGGAAGGUUAUAAAGUAGAGACUGUUAUUGUUGGAGAUGAUUGUGCUUUACCUCCACCUCGGGGCAUAGCUGGCCGGCGUGGUCUGGCAGGGACGAUUCUAGUUCAUAAGGUUGCUGGAGCUGCUGCUGCUUCUGGACUUUCUCUUGAUGAGGUUGCUGCAGAAGCAAAAUGUGCAUCUGAAAUGGUUGGAACAAUGGGUGUUGCAUUGUCAGUUUGCACACUGCCUGGUCAGGUUACAUCAGAUCGUUUGGGUCCAGGAAAGAUGGAACUUGGGCUUGGAAUUCAUGGUGAACCUGGUGCUGCUGUGGUUGACCUUCAGCCUGUUGAGGUGGUUGUUUCAUAUGUUCUUAAGCAGAUAUUGUCACCGGAAACUAACUAUGUUCCAAUUACACGUGGUAAUCGAGUAGUGCUCAUGGUCAAUGGACUUGGUGCCACUCCUGUAAUGGAGCUGAUGAUUGCAGCUGGAAAAGCAGUCCCUCAGUUGCAACUGGAGCAUGGACUGGCUGUUGAUAGAGUGUAUACUGGGUCAUUUAUGACUUCUCUUGAUAUGGCAGGAUUUUCAAUUUCCAUAAUGAAGGCAGAUGAAGCAAUUUUGCAAUGGUUGGAUGCUGCAACUAAGGCUCCAUUCUGGCCUGCUGGAAUUGAUGGUAAUCGUCCACCUGCCAAGAUACCUGUUCAACUGCCAUUGAAUCACUUGAUGAACAAUGAUGAGUCAAUAGGUCGGCCACUACAGUUAAGUAAGCAGGGACAAAUUCUUGAGGUGUGUAUUGAGGCAGCAGCAAAUGCAGUUAUCGAUCUUAGGGACAGUUUAAAUGAAUGGGAUAGCAAAGUAGGUGAUGGUGACUGUGGAUCAACGAUGUAUAGGGGUGCAACAGCAAUUCUAGAGGACAUGAAAAAGUAUUAUCCCCUUAAUGAUGCUGUGGAAACAGUAAAUGAAAUUGGAUCAUCUGUUAGAAGAGUUAUGGGAGGAACGAGUGGGAUUAUAUACAAUAUAUUUUGCAAGGCAGCUCAUGCACAGCUGAAAGCAAACUCACAAUCAGCUGUGACGUCAAAACAAUGGGCUGAAGCACUUGAAGCUUCAAUUGCCGCAGUCAGUAAGUAUGGCGGGGCUAGUGCUGGCUAUCGCACUUUGUUAGAUGCACUUAUUCCAGCAUCAGCAGUCCUUCAGGAGAGGUUAAAUGCUGGGGAUGAUCCUUUUACUGCUUUUGUUCUCUCAUCUGAAGCAGCAUUGGCUGGAGCUGAGUCAACCAGACACAUGCAGGCACAGGCUGGCCGCUCUACCUAUGUCUCUACAGAUAUCCUUGCAUCAGUUCCAGACCCUGGAGCUAUGGCUGCAGCUGCAUGGUACAGAGCAGCAGCUUUAGCCAUCAAGAACAAAGAGCCUUCAUAAGCUGAUGCAUCUAAUACUCGUUGCAAUUCGUGGUUCUUUUUGGUUGCCGCAGAUAUAACCGAGCUAAUUUUUUGUUGAUUAUUGGAAUCUGUUGUCUAACUUAGGCUUUAUGCUUAUGCAAAAUUUUGUGGUAAAGUUCAGAGAGCAAGUUUCAUUUUUUGCAAUUCUCUAUAGAAAAUGUAAAUUUCAAAGGACAGUGAAAUCGUCAAAUUUCAUACGUUUCAAAGUCUUGGUUGUACUUCACACCUAUGUAACAUUGGCUUUGAGCAGACCUGGUUAUGAUCCAGAAUAGGACUGUAGGGGGUUCUCGGUCCUGAUUGGAUUUUUAUUUAGUCUUGUAUUGAUCAAAUAUAAAGAUUGAAUUUUUUUUUUUUCCAA
Hevea brasiliensis (rubber tree) is the source of this 2355-nucleotide messenger RNA. RefSeq names its product putative 3,4-dihydroxy-2-butanone kinase. The coding region runs from base 196 to 1977 and encodes 593 amino acids. Gene Ontology annotation, cellular component: cytosol. The transcript has 21 exons. NCBI's taxonomy places the organism in Eukaryota, Viridiplantae, Streptophyta, Magnoliopsida, Malpighiales, Euphorbiaceae. Gene Ontology annotation, biological process: glycerol catabolic process. Gene Ontology annotation, molecular function: ATP binding; glycerone kinase activity. The record is from RefSeq and is a predicted model, not a curated record.